Drosophila hydei is the source of this 425-nucleotide messenger RNA. RefSeq lists its product as uncharacterized. Lineage: Eukaryota; Metazoa; Arthropoda; Insecta; Diptera; Drosophilidae. The record is from RefSeq and is a predicted model, not a curated record. The transcript has 4 exons. The annotation marks the transcript as partial.
UCUACAAAGUCAAGCACGAGUAUAUGAGCGAACCGGAAACGGAAAGCGAUCGUCCGAGAAAAAUGGCACAGUUAGGUCCACGGCAAUACGAUGGGAUCGGUCCCGUUACCAACGAUGGAAUGCCCAUCAUACUCAGAUCGGAGGUCCAGGAACCGCAUCAGCAUGAAUGGUAUAAGCGACUCUAUCAGACCAUACAUAAGCAGAAGAAUGGCGACGAUUUUGUGAUACGCUACAAGUGUCCCAGAGCGCGUCCUUCGUACAAGAGCAACGGUUAUGUCUCAGAGCCCGAGCCGAACUACGAUUCGGAUUACUCAACAGUAAAAUAUCGUACACCCAAUCCGCUGCGCGUGCAAUCGGUUUUCAAAUCGGCUGUAAAUGUGCGCAAUCUGAACCAGGACGACAAGUAUGUCAGGCGAAACCUAUAA